AACAUUAUCUAGAAUUUGCCACGCAACUAGCUCAACAAUGUGGGCAAAUAAUUCUUGAAGCAUCAAAAACAAAGUAUGCUACUGGUAAUAAAAUAUUUGAAAAGUCUGGUCAACAAACCGAUUUAGUCACUGAAACCGAUAUAAAAGUUGAAGAAUUCAUCAAAUCAAAGCUGAAAGAAAAAUUUCCGGAUCAUAUGUUUAUCGGGGAAGAGUCAAAAGCCGCCGGAAAUCAUCAUGAAUUAACAGAUAAACCAACAUGGAUUGUUGAUCCAAUAGAUGGAACAACUAAUUUUAUUCAUGGCUUUCCUUUUGUUGCUGUCUCAAUUGGACUAACUAUCAAUAAGGAACCCGUUGUUGGUGUUGUAUUUAACCCAUUCCUCAAUGAACUAUUCACUGCUCGUAAAGGUCAUGGCGCAUUUUUAAAUCAUACAACUAGACUUCCAUUAUCCUAUCCAUCUCCUCCUCCCGUGUUGCCAUCUAGUCUUUCUCAAUGUUUGGUAUCUUACGAUUAUGCUGGUGCAAAUAGAUCGGACUCAGUCCUUAGUAAAAAGAUUAAUUCACUGCAUAAUUUGUUAAGAUCACCUGGAGAAGUUUCUUGGAGUUCCAAAAAAGCUGGAUCGGUACGCGGCGUUAGAUGUUUAUGUAGUGCUGCUAUUACUCUUGUUAUUCUUGUUGAAUCAGGGGGUAUGAUGGUUAAUGGUCACGGGUUCAAUGAAGGUCCAGUAGACAUUUGUGGUCGCAAAUACUUAAGUAUUAGAGGUGGUUCGCCAUGUGAGGGUGAUGAAAAUUCUAAACAAAGUCAAUUACGCCUUAUUAGAGAAAUGUUGGAUGUUAUUGAAGAAAUUGAUUAA
Racocetra persica is the source of this 851-nucleotide messenger RNA. NCBI's taxonomy places the organism in Eukaryota, Fungi, Glomeromycota, Glomeromycetes, Diversisporales, Gigasporaceae. The record is from the annotation of a GenBank genome assembly.